Suhomyces tanzawaensis NRRL Y-17324 is the source of this 1000-nucleotide messenger RNA. Its product is annotated as Sut1p. NCBI's taxonomy places the organism in Eukaryota, Fungi, Ascomycota, Pichiomycetes, Serinales, Debaryomycetaceae. The coding region runs from base 98 to 961 and encodes 287 amino acids. Gene Ontology annotation, molecular function: DNA-binding transcription factor activity, RNA polymerase II-specific; zinc ion binding. The record is from RefSeq and is a predicted model, not a curated record. The transcript has a single exon. Gene Ontology annotation, biological process: regulation of DNA-templated transcription.
CCACAAGCUCACGGAACACAACUUGCACCAUUUGGACGCCCACCACCAGCCAGCUCCAAUCAACGGCUUGGGGUUGUUAAGCGCCACCAUCGCCAGCAUGGCGCGUGACGACAGCGCCAGCGCCACCGGGCCUGUGGCAUCGGAACCCGUGCUGGGGGCCAAGACUGCCUCUUCAUGGACAUCUGGCAGCUCUGCUUCGUCUACCCCCAUGUCUUCUCCAAACAUGUCCAACACCAGUUUGGCAGCCAAAGACGACAAAAGCCCCAAGCGCAGGCAGCGCUUGGGCCCCUCGUGUGACUCGUGCAGGUCGCGCAAGGUCAAGUGUAACGCGGUGAUCAGCAUCGUGGCCAAGGCCUUCGACCCUCACCAACCAGGACAGCACCCGCGCCAGUUCUCGCAGACCCAGAUCGAUCAGUUGGUGCGUGGCGACCCGGUGCGCGAAGAAGGAGACUCGCACGUGAUCGUAUCCAACGGUAAGUUGAUUCGGUUCAAGAGCUGCAAGUCGUGCAACGUCAAGGGGUUGGCAUGCUGCUUCUCCAAGGGCUUCACCAAGGAGGACAUCAUGUUGAACAACAAGAAGUCGUACGGCUCCAGCGGCGGCUACACGUUUGCGCCCAGCUCAGGCUCCAGCGCCAGCUCGGGCUCCAGCUCGCCAGUGCCGGCACUGGUGCAGGCUGCCGCGCUUCCCUUGCAUGACAGCAGCGACGACGCGGCUGCCGCCACCAAGAAAAAGGUCCACAAAGUCACCAAGAAGAAGGAGGAGCUUCCAACGAAGCGCUCCAUCGCCUCGCUCACCUCGGCGUUGUCGAAGACCUUGCAGGAAACCCAUGAGGGCCACACGCGCAAGAGCUCGUGUGUGUCGUGCCGCAAGCGCAAGGUCAAGUGUGUGUUCAAUUUUGAGCUCAACAAGUGCGAGGGGUGCAACAAAAAGAGUACCGAGUGUGUAUUCGAAAAGAGGUAGUUCAAUUCAUUAUUAAUAGUUUGGGUUAGGUAAUACAGU